Brassica oleracea var. oleracea is the source of this 441-nucleotide messenger RNA. RefSeq names its product putative F-box protein At4g10190. The coding region runs from base 1 to 441 and encodes 146 amino acids. Lineage: Eukaryota; Viridiplantae; Streptophyta; Magnoliopsida; Brassicales; Brassicaceae. The record is from RefSeq and is a predicted model, not a curated record. The transcript has a single exon.
AUGGAUAUCUUACCAAGUUUCGACUUUUCAACGGAGAGAUUCACAAGUAUGCAUAUUCCUUCUUCUGGCAGAAUGUUUGCUUUGUCUAUGACAAGAGAAGAGCAAAAACUUUGUAUGUUAGCUUCUGUUGCCGCCGACGAUGUAGAUGUAUGGAUGGCGAACAAGAUUGAUAGUACUGGAGCCAUGUCAUGGAGCAAGUUCAUAACAGUGAAACGAGUCUAUAACAACAACCAAUGGAUGUUCUUAACUGGGAUGAAUUACUUGGUGGACGAGAAGAAUAAAGUAAUAGUGUGUCCCGGUAAAUCUUUGGACUCUGGCAGAUUCUUACAUAUUGUGGGAGAGGAUAAGUGCAUACAAGUGGACAAGCAUGAUGCUGGAUCUAGAUGCUCACUUCUCCUCAGCUAUGCUCCAACUCUGGUCUCUGCUUCAGAUAUCUUAUAA